Coffea eugenioides is the source of this 1252-nucleotide messenger RNA. Its product is annotated as transcription factor MYB8-like. The record is from RefSeq and is a predicted model, not a curated record. NCBI's taxonomy places the organism in Eukaryota, Viridiplantae, Streptophyta, Magnoliopsida, Gentianales, Rubiaceae. The transcript has 3 exons. The coding region runs from base 108 to 1121 and encodes 337 amino acids.
UUCACUCCCCCAAUCUCCAUCACUGCCGACACCCGCUGUGUUUGCUUUCGCACAAGAAACCACUAAGAGUCAAAAACUUCAGAAAAAUACACGGGCAAGAGAGAAAGAUGGGGAGACGUCCAUGUUGUGCUAAGGAAGGCCUAAACAGAGGGGCUUGGACUCCAUUGGAAGAUAAAACACUGACAGAAUAUAUCAAGUCCCACGGCGCAGGAAAAUGGGCAAGUCUUCCCAAACGAGCAGGUCUCAAACGAUGUGGGAAGAGUUGCAGACUUCGAUGGAUGAACUAUCUCAGAUCUGAUAUCAAGAGAGGAAACAUAACUGAUGAUGAAGAGGACCUCAUAAUCAGACUGCACAAACUCCUUGGAAACAGGUGGUCCUUGAUAGCUGGAAGGCUUCCUGGUCGAACUGACAAUGAGAUCAAGAACUACUGGAACACCAAAAUCGUCAAGAAAAUUCAAGGCCGUCAACACUUACCAGCCUGCUCCUCUGCCCCACUAACGAAGCCGUCAUCAAGUAGGUCCAGAUCCCCACCAUCGCUGCAAAAUUUAACAAGAACUGAUCAACCGCCAAAUUCAGAAAAGCUUGAGCUUAAAUCCUGUACUCAUGUGAUCCGCACAAAGGCGAGGAGGCUCACUAAAGUUUUCAUCGACGAAGACUUGCAAACUUCUGCAGGUACACAACAACCCGAUAUUAUUGCUCCGGAGGAAGCUCAAGCACCGCCGUCCAGCGCUGAUGCCAAAGACAACUUCAACAAAACUCCUACUGAUCAUAACAAUACCGUUGGUGCCGAGCAACCUUUAGGUGUGGUAAUGGAAUCACCUUCAACAUUUUCCGGGGAGGAAGGCUACUCUUCGGGCUUCAUGAUGGAUUUUGAAAUGGACGAUAAGUAUUUUUUUGAUUUUCUCAGCACUGAUGUUGUGCAAUUCGCACACGAAUUUUUCGAGGGAGUAGUACAGGGUACCAACAUUGAGACCAAUUAUGAGGUUGAGACCAACGAUUUUCCUCCCAACUCUUGUCCAACAGCUCUUUCACAUGAUGAUGAUGAUGAUCAUAAUCGUGCAGAUCUUGGUUCCAUUACAACUUUUCUUCAUCCUGCAUUGGCCUGGUUUCACGAAGACUAGUAAAUUAAGUAUUGCUAGAACGAUAGCGUCUCAUUGUACUAGAUAAUUAGUGUGCUUGUAUUUAUUUUCUUUUUUAAAAUAAAGGGAUAAUUUCAGAAACCUCCCUUGAGGUUUCUGACAAUUUCACUCAA